AUGACCACAGCUGUAAGACAUGCCUCCACAGCCUUCCCUUGGCUAAGCAGCCCUGUAUAUCUCAGUUGUAACUUUUGGUACCAAUGGUUCCUAUACGCCAACUUUAUCAUGCGAAUAUCCAUGUCAGGCAUCCUGAUAAUGAGACUGUACCUCAUGUAUCGCUGCAACCGCACUCUCUUGAUCACGCUCUGCGCCAUGCUUAUCGUUGAGCUUGCCAUCGAGACCACCCUUAUUGCCGAAGUCAUCUACGGCCUCAAAGGCAGGUUCAACGCAACGGAUAUAAUCCUCCCAGCCGAUAGUUUAAUCUCGACAUGCGUCGCCGACGGGAUCAAGAAGUGGGCGUGGGCGUACUGGGUCCCCGUCAUGGUCUGGGAAUCGCUGUUGCUCGCGCUCUCCCUCUAUCGCAGUGCGCAGCAGGCGCGCGAGGAGGCAGGAACUCCCCGCCUCAUGGUCGUGCUUCUGCGGGACUCGGUCCUGUACUUUGGUGGUGCUCUGGCGUCGAUUCUGGCGAACUUCAUCGUAUGGAAGGCCCAGGUUACGGCUUUGUUCUUUGCACUGAUUCCGUAG
Fomitopsis serialis is the source of this 567-nucleotide messenger RNA. RefSeq lists its product as uncharacterized. The record is from RefSeq and is a predicted model, not a curated record. Bases 1 to 567 code for a protein of 188 amino acids. The transcript is spliced from 4 exons. NCBI's taxonomy places the organism in Eukaryota, Fungi, Basidiomycota, Agaricomycetes, Polyporales, Fomitopsidaceae.